AAAUCAGUGAUCGGUAUUUCGCUAUCUUCUUCUGUGAGUCGAUCCCCUCACCCCGAUUGAAACGAUUUCGAAAAAGGCAUGGACUCUCGAUCCGAGUUUUGCUCUGGAAUGCGCAGAGUGAGCAUUCAUGCCGGAACCGAAACCUCUGGGCGGGGAGAGGGUUCCCUCGAAUGUUUUGGAGUCGCACUACAAUAAAAAGCUUGGACUCCGUUUCGAAGACAGUGAUAUUCGAAGUCAGUGAGGAGUGAGAGGUGACGACCGCGGAUAAUCUUGUGAAGCUCCCGUUCGGAGGGAGAGAUGGAAGCGGAUAUCGUUCCUUCACCAAGAUUCCUGAAACUGCCGCCUCGAUCCGACCUGAUAUACACAUCAUGUUACUGCGAAGAGAAUGUCUACAAACUCUGCGAAUACGUGAAGAAUAACGAGCCAGAGCUCCUGAGCUCAUGUUUCGUAACAUUCAUCUCCAAUAAGUAUCAGAGUAUCCCCCUUUGGAGGCAGACUGCCGGUGAUAAGAACAACGACGGCUUCGUGGUUUGGGACUACCAUGUCAUUUUGGUUUACUACCAUGAAUCUUGUCAGGGGAAGAGCUACGUUUACGAUCUAGAUUCGACGAUGGACUUCCCUGCGGACCUCGAGGAAUACGUGUGGAAGACCUUCAAGCCUGACGUUCCGCUUAAACAUUGUUAUGUGAGACAUUUGCGAUGUCUCGGGGGGCGGGACUACUUGGCCACCUUCGCUUCGAAUCGGCAGCGGAUGAAGAGACCUGACGGCUCUUGGAUCAAACCCCCGCCAUCCUAUCCGCCCAUAAUGAACUCGAUUUCGGCGAACAACCUCGAGUGGUUCAUCGACAUGCAGGCCGGCAAUGGUGUCCCCGGGGUGGUGCUCAAUCAGUUCAAUUUCUGCAAACAGUUCAACAUCCAUCUCGACAAAAUGUUCGAGGAUUCCUAGAGAGGACACAUCGGGUCGAGAAUUCUAAUUCUCAACUCCUCGAAUUUGGUGAUCCUUUUGUACAGACUCUAAGCGUUAUAUGUCGUCUAUGUUAUCCACGACGCAGCAUCGAACAAAAGUUCCGGGUCAAUGAGGACGCUUUUCUGUCCCUAUGAAAUAUCAGCCAAAACUCGUAGACUUGGGAGCUGAGGGAGUGGGGCCAAUAGUUGGAUUCUGUUUCUCUCCGAGGACGUAUUCUCCAGAAGUGUGGCAGUCAUGAGGCGAACCUCUCCGUCAGUGCUCCCCUAUUGGGGCUCUGCUCGAAUUUUACAAAAUCUUCGGGGUGAAAUGUCGAUCGAAAAACUGUUGGAGGUGCACGGUUCUUGUUCGCCUCACGCCCCACUCCCUGCCUGAUUUCUAGUCUCUCUGGGAUGAGAGUAGAGCAGCGGCACCAGCCGUUGCGACUAACGCAAUAUCCUAAUGACUUGAUAUCAUCAUUCAUGAUGUUCGAGACGAUCCCUUGAACGGGGAUAGACUGAUCCGCGCUCCCGAUUCAACCGGGAGCUUAUCCCCCAUCCUCCCUCUGAAUCAAGAUCCACCGAAGCGGAUACUUUCGGAGGAAUCCAGCGAUGCAUGACAAAAAUGUAAUUUACCUGUGAAUAAA
Galendromus occidentalis (western predatory mite) is the source of this 1588-nucleotide messenger RNA. RefSeq names its product N-terminal glutamine amidase tungus (gene tun). The record is from RefSeq and is a predicted model, not a curated record. Gene Ontology annotation, cellular component: cytosol; nucleus. The transcript has 3 exons. Lineage: Eukaryota; Metazoa; Arthropoda; Arachnida; Mesostigmata; Phytoseiidae. Gene Ontology annotation, molecular function: protein-N-terminal asparagine amidohydrolase activity; protein-N-terminal glutamine amidohydrolase activity. Bases 298 to 945 code for a protein of 215 amino acids.